Molecule: messenger RNA, 2244 nt
Organism: Scomber japonicus (chub mackerel)
Lineage: Eukaryota; Metazoa; Chordata; Actinopteri; Scombriformes; Scombridae
Product: 14-3-3 protein beta/alpha-like
Exons: 6
Coding region: 109-861 (250 amino acids)
Biological process (GO): signal transduction
Cellular component (GO): cytoplasm
Source: RefSeq, a predicted model, not a curated record
UCUUUGAUUGGAGGGAAACCCCGUGGAUGAGCGGGAGAGAUCAUCAGCUGUGCUGCCGGGAAUCAGGAACAACAUCGUUUUACGACGCUCACAGCCCACACAGGAGCCAUGGCAGACAAGGAGGAGCAGGUACAGAAAGCCAAACUGGCUGAGCAGGCCGAGCGCUAUGAUGACAUGGCCGCAGCCAUGAAGGCUGUCACAGAGGAGGGCUCGGAGCUCAGCAAUGAGGAGCGCAAUCUGCUUUCUGUAGCUUAUAAGAACGUGGUGGGGGCUCGGAGGUCCUCCUGGAGGGUGGUCUCCAGCAUGGAGCAGAAAUCUGACGACAGUGGGAAGACCACACUGGCCAAGGAGUAUAGAGAGAAGAUCGAGAAGGAGCUGAAUGACAUCUGCAAGGAAGUGCUGGACCUGCUCGACAAACAUCUGAUUCCCAACGCUACACCUGCUGACAGUAAAGUCUUCUACCUGAAGAUGAAGGGAGACUACUUCCGCUACCUGGCUGAGGUGGCCACUGGAGAGGACAAAGAGGCCAUCAUCAACAACUCACAAGAAGCCUACCAGAAGGCCUUGGAAAUCAGCUACAACGAAAUGCAGCCUACUCAUCCCAUCCGCCUCGGCCUCGCUCUUAACUUCUCCGUCUUCUACUACGAGAUCGUCAACUCACCUGAGAAGGCCUGUCAGCUGGCCAAGACGGCCUUUGACGAAGCCAUUGCCAUGCUGGACUCCCUCAACAGUGACUCCUACAAAGACAGCACCUUGAUCAUGCAGCUGCUCCGUGACAAUCUGACACUGUGGAUGUCAGAAGCCCAGGGUGAGGGCGAGGGCGAGGGAGAGGAGACGGAGCAGGCAGCCGAGAAGAACUGAAACUUCAGAGAGAAAAAAAAACAGAACAAAACAAAAACACACAUUUUUUACCUCUCACCAGCCUAAGUUGUGUGUGUGGUUGUGUGUGCACAUACAUGCACAGAUAUGUAUGUUUACACUCCACUCACAAUGUGUAAAGUACAGUAUGUGUGUGCAGAUACAUUGAAGUGUGUGUGUUAAUUGUAUGAGCACCUCCACAGAGAAAAGAAUGGAAUAGAUCUGUUUUUUUUAUUUUUAUUAUUGAACAUUACUCAUUGUGUGAACCAGUGGAUUUUUUUUUUUUUUUUUUUUUUUUUUUUGGUUUGUUUGUUUUUUGUCCAUCGUUUAGUCUUGAUGAAAUGCUCUUUAAGCCCCCAUGCUCUUGAACCUUGUUCACUGUAGCAAACUGCAGUGGUUGCAGGAAAAAAAAAACUAAACAGAAAACCUCUAACUGUAUUUUGAUGAUUUGUAUGUUUUUACUUGAACAUUUACAACCUUUGUGACACUUGAGUCCACAAAACACCUUUGAAGCAUGUAAACCAUAAAAAGUAAAAUAAAAAAAAAAAAAGGUCACAGCAGUCUGAAUCUGAGGCUGUCUCACGAAAUUUUAGGCUCCAUCUGACAACAAUGGUGAUCAUAUAGAUGGCAGAAUUUUACCUUGGUAAAGAUCUAUAACCAUAUUGCUUGUAUCCAUCCUGCCGUGUCGGUGUGUCCAGUGUAGCAGGUAGUGUUUUUAUGGAUGGUACAUGUGUCACGGCUCAGUGGGUUCUAUGUGCAUUCGGGUGUAGGAAAGGUUUUCUGGCCACUUGCGAAAACUAGUCAAACUUUUUGGUUGGAUAGUUUUGUUGAGAGCAUCACAUUCCAUUUUACUGGCAUCUUUUCACUCUUUGUGAAAUGUGUGUAGACUAUAAUUUCCUGCAAUUUUCCAUACCAUAUGACAAGGUAUAGACAGCCUAAGAUAAAGUGAACAACUUGACAAAACGGCUCAAUACUGUAACUUUUGAUAUUUUAUCUUUUCAGCAGUGCAGAGGAUACUUUUGCCAUGUGCUUUUAUGUGGCUUUCUACUCUUUUUCUAUUCAGGUGUUUUUGUAUUUUCUUUUGUGUAUUUUAUUCCCUUUGAAUCUUGAUUUUUGACUCCUGGAAUGUAUGUGGUUCUCAGUAGUAUGGUGUGAGGGUUAGGCGUGCUUCGAAACUGGCAGUUUUUGCUUAGGAUUUAGCUUGAACCAGGUGGUUUACAGUAACAUUUACCUUCCUUGAAAGUACAUUGUGAAAAGAUUAACUAAAACAAUGCUAAAAUAUAAAUUGAUUUAUAAAAGUAACUUGGUAGAGAGCUGCGUUACGACCAUUUAGUAGACACAAAGUAGUGCCAGUUUCAUAUAAUUACAGUAUCUUGGUUUUAAAGA